GUUAUAAUUGGAAUUUGUAAGUAAGUGGCAAUUUGUAGAUCUACCUGUGUCUUACAUUUUGCAUCUUAUCAGUGCCAUAAUAUAAUUAGUUUAGUGACUUUGUCUUGUUUUUCAGUAUCUAAAAUUACAGCUUAUUCACUAUGCUGUAAACAUUUGGAAAUAAUGAGUAAAAUUUGGCUAAAAGUUAAACCCCUUUGUAGAGGGGGCUGUAAAGUGAAAAAAAAAAGUCACAGCCCACCUGAAUGGGAAACUUCAAUGCUGUUUUUUAAACUGUUGGACUUCCUUUAAGAAUAAGGAAACUUAAAUGUCUAACUGUAGUUGCUAGAUGAGAUGUUGCCAGUUUUGCUGAGGUUCAUGUGAGCAUGCUAUUUGACUUAACAUUUUUCUCCUGUUGGGGAGGAAAAACCUCUCUUCUACCCUCUUAGAUCCAGUAGUUGGGGGCCUGUGAAUUAAACUUAUUAGCAAGAGAAAAUGUAGAUUUUUUUUCACAUCUGUACACAAGAACUCAGAGAAAAGCAGGAUUUGGGGCUCAUAUGCCAUCUUUUUUUUUUUUUUUUUUUUUAGAUUUUAUUUAUUUAUUUGACAGAGAGAGAGAUAGCGAGAGCAGGAACACAAGCAGGGGGAGUGGGAGAGGGAGAAGCAGGCUUCCUGCCGAGCAGAGAGCCCGAUGUGGGACUCGAUCCCAGGACCCUGGGAUCAUGACCUGAACUGAAGGCAGACGCUUAACGACUGAGCCACCCAGGCGCCCCAUAUGCCAUCUUAAUAAGGGGAAGGGAGAAAGGGCACUUAGGGGAAAACAAAUGGCUUUCAGAAAGGAUAAAUGGGCCCUUAGGAGAAAGAAGGGAGAUACAAUAGUUUUGUGACAAUGUCUGCUUAGUUGUGGUACCAAAAGUCCCAGGGAGAGGAUUUGUAACAGUUGAGUUCAUUGGGGGAGAUUCUACUUUUAGGCAGAUAAAGGGAAUUCAGAAAAGCUUCUUCCUGCAUCUGUAGAUUCUCAGUGCCCUUAGCUCAAAAUAAUUGUUAUGCCACAGUGGUGUAUUCUGGACUCCUUUAUUUCCCCCAUCUAAAACUUCCCAGGGUGUUUCAAGGAGCAGAAGCUGAGCUAGUGGUUGUGGAGAAAAGAUUCAGGUUAGAAGGUGGGAGGUAAGAGAUACGCAAAGGGAAAGAGGCAUAAAUUUAUGGAGAAAGAAAAGGAAAAACAAAAACUAAUAGUUGAAAUGGAUUAUAAACUCAGUUUCUUGAGUUCAGAAAGCAGUCAGUCCAGAUGAUUUCUACAUGUUGGUCUUGAAGUGUCUUUAGAUGGCAGAGUCAUCACGAUGGUAGUGGUAAUCUCACAGUCAUGGGCAUUUCCUGGAGCUCAGAGGACCAUGUUCUGGUGAACUUCCUGAGUGGCCCAAACUGUUGGGAUAAAGCCUUUAAGGUUCUCUUCAGCUUGCAGGGCUUUAGGAAACAGGCAGUUUUAGUUCUUAAUGGUGCCAAGUCAGGAGGGUGGAAGAAAGUUGGAAAAGUUAAUUACUGACAAAAUGCACAAGAUGGCAGGAUUCAGCUUUCAAAGAGGUGAAAAAAGCUCAAAGACAAUGAACAGGAAUAGAAUCUGAUAAUCCACAAUGGUGGGUUAUAGUUUUCUAUUGAAACAUAAAAUUUAUCUGUCAUCACCCCCACUUUUAUCAAAGAUAAUUGAGGUAAGACUAUUUUUGUUUGCAAAGCAAGUCCAGUCUCGUCAAACUUGGCCUGACUGGGUUUUUUUGUUUUGUUUUGUUUUUAAGAUUUAUUUAUUUAUUUAUUUGACAGAGAGAGACACAGCGAGAGAGGGAACACAAGCAGGGGGACUGGGAGAGGGAGAAGCAGGCUUCCUGCCAAGCAGGGAGCCGGAUGCGGGGCUCCAUCCCAGGACCCUGGGAUCAUGACCUGAACCGAAGGCAGAUGCUUAACGACUGAGCCAUAGCAAGAAAGAUGGCUUCUCCCUGCCGCAGGUCCCUGAAUCCUAAGCCUCUGACCCUCCUUCUGGUGGGUGUGAGUUUCUUGGCCCUGCACCUCUGGCUCCUCCAAGCCUCCAGGUCCCAGCGGCAGAAGAUGUGGGAUGGCUCUACGGAGGCUGCCCCUGCGGCCCCUGCGGCCGUGCAGCCGUCGGCGUUCAGUUCAGGGUCCCCGUGUGUGGCCAACGACUCGGUCAACGCCACGGUCGACUUCGAGCAGCUGCCCGCACGCAUCCAGGACUUCCUGCGGUACCGCCACUGUCGCCACUUUCCCCUGCUCUGGGACGCGCCAGCCAAGUGCGCGGGCCGCCGCGGGGUCUUCCUGCUGCUGGCGGUCAAGUCGUCGCCCGCCAACUACGACCGGCGCGAGCUCAUCCGCCGCACGUGGGGGCAGGAGCGCCGCUACCACGGGCGGCAGGUGCGCCGCCUCUUCCUGCUGGGCUCGCCCGCGCGCGAGGACGCCGAGAGCGCGGGCCGCCUGGCGGCGCUGGUGGAGCUGGAGGCGCGCGAGCACGGCGACAUGCUGCAGUGGGCCUUCACCGACACCUUCCUCAACCUCACGCUCAAGCACCUGCACCUGCUCGACUGGCUGGCCGGGCGCUGCCCGCACGCGCGCUUCCUGCUCAGCUGUGACGACGACGUCUUCGUGCACACCGCCAACGUGCUCCACUUCCUGGGCACGCAGCGGCCCGAGCGCCACCUCUUCGCCGGGCAGCUCAUGGACGGCUCGGUGCCCAUCCGCGACAGCGGGAGCAAGUACUUCGUGCCCCCGCAGCUCUUCCCCGGGGAGGCCUCCCCGGUGUACUGCAGCGGCGGCGGCUUCCUCCUGUCCCGCCACACCGCCGGGGCCCUGCGCGUGGCCGCCCGCCGCACCCCGCUCUUCCCCAUCGAUGACGCCUCCAUGGGCAUGUGUCUGAAGCGCGCCGGCCUGGCGCCCAGCAGCCACCAGGGCAUCCGGCCCUUCGGCCUGCAGCUGCCCGGCGCCGCCAAGUCCUCCUUCGACCCCUGCCUGUACCGCGAGCUGCUGGUCGUGCACCGCUUCGCGCCCUACGAGAUGUUGCUCAUGUGGAAGGCGCUGUACAGCGCCGCGCUGAGCUGUGGCCGGGGCCCGAGGGUGUCCUGAGGACAGGCGGGCCGGACGCGGGAGCGGGAGCCGCCUCCACACCGGACGCUUUCCGUGCUGAGAAUGCAUCCUCCCUGCUCUGGAUAUCUUCGACCGCACCCAGCUCGGUGCCCCCGACCCCACUACACACUGGAAUCGCCUGGGCGGGGGUGGGAAGGGCUUGGCUCCUGGCCCCAUCUCCACAGUUCUGGCUAUAUCGGCCUGGAGUGUCCUCAGACAUCUGGGUAUUUCCUAAGCUCCUCAGAUGAUCCCAACGUGCAGCUAGGAGUGAAGCCCACUGGGCAAGGGAUGUGUUUUAACCCUCCAAACCCAGCUCCAUUGCCCCCUGGAGGAGCCUGCGGGCGGCCCCUGCACUGAGCCCGUGUGGGCGGUAGAGUCAGGAUCCAGUGUCGCCUGUUGGGUGCAGUACACGGGUGGUCGUUGUCAUCAUUCGCUCCGGAGUGAGUACAGAUGGAGCUGGACUGACGGUCAGCAGAUGGAUUCCCUUCCCCCGGAAGUCAGUUCGCACUGGGGACCUGGGAAACAACCAGACCUCCCUGAUGCAGACUGUCAUGCUGAACAAUUAUCACGAGUCCUGAAUCCCCUUCUCCCUAGCUGCCAUUUAUCAAGGGCUUGUAACAGACAAGAAAACAAGAAUGCUGAGGCCAAGAGAGGACACCUUCCUUAUUCUCUAGGAAGUCUGACUUCUGUGCUUUGACAGCUUCCUCCUAUUUUCCUGAAAGCCGAUGGAUUAUCCCCACUUUAUAGGUAAAGAGAUUAAGACUCGGGAACUGUACAGCUCAGAAGGGUUAGAACUCUGUAGUUAUGGGACUGCUGUGUCACUCUGGAUCCUGGUCACCCCUUCUCUGAAGCUGAGCUGCUCUCGUCACCAGGCCUAGCAAAGACCAGCAUCCCGCGGAGCCUUGGCGCCACCUCGUGUGCUGUCAUCUGGCCCUCACCCCGCCCGGCUCCUCAGGCUCUUGCGCCCCAGGGCCGCCAGGGGGCGCUCCCCGCACACGGUUUCUGCGGGGAAGCUGGCGUCCGGUCCCUGGGUAGGUGAAAAUCUGGGCGGGGCGGGGGGUACUUCCAACAACCGUUACCCGACAGGUGGUAAUUGACAAGGACCACAUAAGCAGAGAAAAUGAUGGGCCUGCCUCGCUCACAAACACGCUUGCGAAAUCCUACGUAAAAUGCCUGCAGAUGGAGCUUGACAAUAUGUAAAACAGGAAACUGUAUCAGCAUCUGGAUGGGUUUAUCCCAGAAAUUCCAGGUAACAGGGAUUAUUAUCAUCCCCACUGGCCCGAUGUGGAGACGGAGGCCCGCGGGUGGGAGAAUGAGCUGCUCAAGGUCACACGAGUCUUCUAGACCCAGGCCUCCUGCCUGCCAUUCCUGGGCCCUGAGCACUGCCCUCGCCACCACGCCUGAUGGCAGCCACACGCAGAGUCCAAAGCUGCAGCUGCACAAGGCCAGAGGCUGGCUCUCGGGACUCUGGAGAGAAGGACGCAGCCAGUAAUUUGUGCGCGCACAUACGCACACAACCACGACAUCUGUCUUGCCUUUAGAGGGAGGAAAACCUCCUCAGACCCUCCCAUGUCAGUGGCACUGGGAGCGGGAGGCAGCAACCCUCCGAGGCAGGGGGGAGGGUGGAGCUCCAAGGUCAGGCCCACCUCAGCUUCCUCACCUGGGUGCCCCGCACCCCUGCCCCUGGAGGCCGCCAGGGGAAACUGCCAAUCUCUCCGAGUUAAAUCUACAUUAGAACGAUUUUUAGAGCUGGCCCCUCUCCACCCUGGGAUGGUCAUUUACAGAAUUAUUCUGUAGGGUUGGUGACCCUCUUCUUCCCUCCUGCCUAGACUCAGCCUGGCCUUUGAGUAAUCAACAGGUUCAUUUACAUAAUUUACCCAGUAGAAGAACAGUCUUUCCAGAAGGUCAAUUCUGAUGCUCCCCAAAACCCAGAAAUGACAUUAGUUUGUCAAAUGUCAUCCUUUAUUCUUUUCUCCUGCUUUCAAGAGUUUGAAGCAAUAGAGUAGGAGAUUGGAUGUGUAUUUCAGAAAGUUCAUUCGGCUGCAGGUGAAGGGAUCUGAGGGGCAGGAGAGAGUCCUGGGGAGAGUGAGGAGAUGGGGAGCAGGGGAGCAAGGGAGAGAGGAGUAGAAGGAGUCCAGAGGUCAUGGGAGGUGGAAUGGGGCUUGGAGCUUUAGAGUGCUAGCAGAAGGCAUGAGAGGGAGCAGGGCUGGUUCAGGUUUCACCCAGGAACUUCAGCUUCACAGGCUUGAUGGGGAGGGUCAAGGUUCUUAUGAGGAUGCUCUGGGCUUUUUGGGAAACAGUCUGGCCGUUCCUCAAAAAAUGUCACUGGGCGCCUGGGUGGCUCAGUUGGUUAGGCGACUGCCUUCGGCUCAGGUCAUGAUCCUGGAGUCCCUGGAUCGAGUCCUGCAUCGGGCUCCCUGCUCGGCAGGGAGCCUGCUUCUCCCUCUGACCCUCCCCCCUC
Mirounga angustirostris (Northern elephant seal) is the source of this 5560-nucleotide messenger RNA. It is a transcript of the gene B3GNT6, whose product is annotated as UDP-GlcNAc:betaGal beta-1,3-N-acetylglucosaminyltransferase 6. The coding region runs from base 1954 to 3099 and encodes 381 amino acids. Gene Ontology annotation, molecular function: UDP-glycosyltransferase activity; hexosyltransferase activity. Gene Ontology annotation, cellular component: Golgi membrane. The record is from RefSeq and is a predicted model, not a curated record. NCBI's taxonomy places the organism in Eukaryota, Metazoa, Chordata, Mammalia, Carnivora, Phocidae. The transcript has 4 exons.